Messenger RNA from Postia placenta MAD-698-R-SB12, 989 nucleotides. RefSeq lists its product as hypothetical. The transcript is spliced from 6 exons. Lineage: Eukaryota; Fungi; Basidiomycota; Agaricomycetes; Polyporales; Adustoporiaceae. The record is from RefSeq and is a predicted model, not a curated record. The coding region runs from base 1 to 906 and encodes 301 amino acids.
AUGCCUUCCCACCGCCGUCGCUCCUACUCUCCUGACCGUUCGCGCACGCCGUCGCGAGAGCGCGAUCGUUCUCGGUCACGAUCUCCUGAGAGGAGCGUGCCUCUGCCUAGCGGUGCCACACCAAUAUCUGAGUCUGACUACUUCGUCAAGAAUGACGAGUUUCGGGUAUGGUUGAAAGAUGACAAACGGAAGUACUUUGACGAAUUAACGAGUGAAAGAUCGCGCAAAUAUUUCCGGAAGUUUGUAAAGGCAUGGAACCGAGGCAAAUUACCGAAGUUCCUCUAUUCCGGCAUAGACGUAUCAUCCGCAAGUAGUCAAACUGGAUACAGAUGGUCUUUUGCUUCCAAGGCGUCCAGCGCGGACAAUGCUGCCCUGCAGGCCGCGCGCGACGAGGUCGGCGCAGCCACAUACAAGCGGCCUUCGCGCCCGGGCCUUCCCUCAGGCUCCGCGGGUGGGCGCGUGCAGGGUCCCACGUUGCCCUCACAAGCCGACCUCACCUUCGCACGUGAAGCCGCAGACGAGCACCGCGCGGCUGAGCGCGACUACGGCCGCAAACGCGAGCGGAAGGAGGUGAAGGAGCGCGUCGAGGAAAUGGUCGGGCCGAAGGAGGCCGGGCGCGAGGGCAUGCUGGAGAAGAAGCGCGUGCAGCGCGAGAGCGACCGUGCGUUCAGGGAGCGCGGCGAUGAGGGCCUCGAGGUGGACGAGUCGACGUUGAUGGGCGGCGGUGAUAGCUUCAAGGAGCGUAUUGCCCGUCGGGACAUGGCGCGCAAACGAUUUGACGAAAAGCGGCAUGGUCCCAGGGAUGAUAGGACGACCGCUAUUCGCGAACGCGCGGACGCAAUACGAGAGAAAGAUAAGGCCACUAUGGAUAUGUUUAUGCAAAUGGCUAAGCAAAAGUUUGGCUGACGACGCCUGGAGCGUGCCUCAUGUCGUACUUCUUGUAUCAUGCUGUCGAUAGCCUUAAUGAAGACCUACCGGAUCCCAGGGCC